AUGUUUGUUGUAGCGCUUGAACUUACUGAAGGAAGUGGUGAUCUCGCGGUCUUCCACGCCGACCCAGCUAUGCUUGAAAAUUCACCGAACGUUGGACUACCAGCGCCUGGUUCCUACCAUUCGCGUCCGUUAUCAGACCAAGAGGUUUUUUCUCAGUGGCUCCGCGACACGAGCCAGGACCCGAGAGAACCGACCGGCACUUCGGAGGUGUCUGUAACACAAGUCAACCACGACCUUUCGACAACAGACCCCCAUCAUCCAGUAUUUCGUCUAACAGGAAAUCGCAGUGGAUCGGAUGAGGUCCCCGAAUAUUUGCCGGCACAAGAUAUAGACGAUGAAUCAAUGGACCCGGAACUGUCCAAGGCCAAAGAGAAACUCGAUAAGAAGUAUCAUAAAGCCUUACAGCUUAUGUAUACUUACAAAAAUCCGGAUGGAUCAAGCGGUUUCUUGAAUAAAAUGGCUGAGGUCGUCAAAGGAAGCAGUGACAUUCUGAGAAGCGAUCUUGCAGAUUUUGCAGAAAAGCAACUUCGAGGAUGGUUCGAGUACGGGCUGUGGCCGCCCCAAAGCCAUUCCCAGGCGAGGAAUAGCACUUGCCAUCAGCUGUCAAGGGACAUACAGGACGCGAACCUAGUAAAAGACCCAGAGACCCAAAAGAUGCUCCGUCGAGUGGCGAGAGUCCGUCUCUAUCUCUUGUUCUGGGAGCACAAGAAAGAACUGGAGGCGGAAGAAGUGAGCCGGGAAGACUCCGGCAUUGAAAGAUCGGACGAACAACACGCGGGCCAGGAUGAACCUGGCAGAGAAAUGAAUGAGCAAGUCGCGCGCAGCUCAGUAGGCGUUCGCAAGGAUACUCGCGCAAUUGAUACUCUCCUUGGGAAGUCGAUCUCCAGCUGGAUGGGAAUGGAUCAGCACAACAAAGAUCAGUACCGCCGAAUUUUCCUGAAGGACAGAAAGACUGGAAAGAGAUGGUGUGAAUUAGUCCACUACUUUGGCCCAGGAGUCUUGGUCACGUGUGGUUACCGCAGAGAAGAGCUAAUCCGCGAGACAAGAAACGGAGCCUCCAGCAACACCGUUCAUGCCCUUGCUACGUUCAUCGUUACAUGCUUCCCCGACGUCCUAAGGGUUUGUCAAAUGUUUGACAACGUGGCAAAGACAUUUCUAGGACGGAGAACAGGUGAAAAAGUCUGGUGGGAUGAGCACAUUCAGAAAAAGAUCGGCGACGACAUAAAAGACAUCGUGAAACGGCUAGAGAAUCAUACUCUCGACGAUAACGAGAGGCCGAUCAUCCAUAGCCCACUUACGCAGCCUUCGGUCGAGCAGCUUACAACGCUAAUAUCUGAAGUUCUACGCUCUGAAGAGAACCGUAGGAUUGAAGAUGGCUUGUGA
Molecule: messenger RNA, 1383 nt
Organism: Aspergillus pseudoviridinutans
Lineage: Eukaryota; Fungi; Ascomycota; Eurotiomycetes; Eurotiales; Aspergillaceae
Exons: 2
Coding region: 1-1383 (460 amino acids)
Source: RefSeq, a predicted model, not a curated record